Molecule: messenger RNA, 762 nt
Organism: Drosophila melanogaster (fruit fly)
Lineage: Eukaryota; Metazoa; Arthropoda; Insecta; Diptera; Drosophilidae
Exons: 2
Coding region: 308-748 (146 amino acids)
Biological process (GO): translational termination
Cellular component (GO): mitochondrion
Molecular function (GO): translation release factor activity
Source: RefSeq, marked reviewed
GCACAACGCCGCAGCUGAUUGUGUUUUUGCUGAACUGCCAACCUGUUGUAGUUCUGCGUUAACCAGCACUGUCACACAUGUGAGAGUGAAAUAUGAAAAUGGUUCAACCUUCGCGGCAGCAAAUUUUGCGUUUAUACAAGCAUUUAAUUCGUUACGGCAAUCACCUAAAGCUGACCGACAAGAACUACUUUCUGGGAAGAGUUCGCCACGAGUUUCGGGACAACCGUUCCCUUACGAAUCCCGUGGAAGUGGAAUUCAGCUUUAAGCGCGGAGAGACCCUGCUAAAGAAGGGACGCAUUCUGUAGGAAUGCUGCGAGGUCUGGUGCGAUUCCUGGCGCUGCCUCCGACCGCUGUGCGCUGCAAGUCCAAUCUGGACUACUCCCGCUUUCCCGUGCUUCAGGAGUCGGAUAUCGAGGAGACCUUCAUGCGCGGCAGUGGUCCUGGUGGCCAGGCUGUCAACAAGACAUCCAACUGCGUGUUCUUGCGCCAUCUACCCACCAAUAUAACGGUCAAGUGUCACACACAUCGUCUAGCAUCAAAGAAUCGAGUGGAGGCUCGUAAACUUCUACUGGAAAAACUGGACGUGCAUCUAAACGGAGAGCAUUCAAUUGCCGCGCAAGUCAAGGCACAAGAGCAGAGAAAGUCCACUGAGCGGCGGCGGCGACAGGAAAAGCUGCAAGAAAUGAAGAAAAGCUGGCAGGAUAGAGAGCGCACAGAUGGGGGAACCAAAUCUACCGAUAAAGAGUGAUAACUUUUACUUCU